Molecule: messenger RNA, 902 nt
Organism: Bicyclus anynana (squinting bush brown)
Lineage: Eukaryota; Metazoa; Arthropoda; Insecta; Lepidoptera; Nymphalidae
Exons: 3
Coding region: 27-356 (109 amino acids)
Source: RefSeq, a predicted model, not a curated record
CCCUUGAAUUUAUAGAAGCAAUCCAGAUGAUCAAGUUAGUACUAUUUCUGAGUGUACUAAGCCUGGCGCAGGCAAGGCGAUGGACUCCAGUAGAGAAGAGGAUCCUAGAAGACUUCUACGGGUCACCCUCGGAACCAGAAGCUACCCAGGGCAACCAGGGCAUCCAGGGUAACCAGGGCGUCGGUAAAUCCUGGGAAUCUCCUGUCAUAACACCUGAUAACUGGCAAACCUUGAAGCAUAUACCCCAACCUAUGAGAGUCAAGCCUUUAAAUGUCCACGUGGGGAAUUUCUGCGACUCCGAGAAUUGCUUGACCAAUGUGAUGGUAUACGGCGCAGGAGCGUUGGAUCUUAGGUAAUUUGGAGCUCAGAGGAACCGCUAUUCCGAAAAGUCACUUGUACACUCAGAUCCUUUAAGUACUUGUACCUACACUAAGAUCUUAUAUCUAUGGUAUCUAUGACUAAGAAAAAUAAAUGUUUGGAGUAUGUGCUCAGACGAAUAUUAUGGUAAUUAAUUAUAAGCCAUUUAUUGCGAUUAAAAGAACAUUUAUUUCAUUGUAAGUAGAUAGAUAUGUAACUGAUUUAACUGUCUUAUUCUAUUAACAUUUUAUAUAGUAUUAUUAUUAUUUUAUCUAUGGUCUUAUUAAUAUUUCUUUUCAUACUGAAUUCCUCUUCAAAUGCUCGUGCGUUGGUACCCGCAUUGUGGACGCAACGGUCGUACGUAAUACGCGCGAUAGAAUCGCGGCGAAUUCGCCCUUUCUGGACUGAGCCUAAGCAUUUUCGAUGUGUGAGUUUACCUCGUCCCCCUCAAAAAACUUGUUCGUUAAUUUGAGUGUAAUGCAUCUCCAUUUUUUAAUUCCUCUAUGUUAUCAACAGCCCCACAGAACACUAAUACCAACAGCCCU